Bactrocera oleae (olive fruit fly) is the source of this 1894-nucleotide messenger RNA. Lineage: Eukaryota; Metazoa; Arthropoda; Insecta; Diptera; Tephritidae. The record is from RefSeq and is a predicted model, not a curated record.
UAUUUCUUCGUAAAAAGCGGCAUUGUUUUAAAACUAAUUUGCACUAUACACAUACAUAUUUAUGUGUGUAUGUUUACAGAAUACUAAUAUAAUUAAAAUUUAAUAUCACAAAGGCCUGUUGCCAUAACAACCUUGUAUUUAGGAAACACAAAACGCUCACAAUAUUUGGGGGUUACUUAAAUUUGCUUUCGUAUGGUUGACAAAGGAUUAGGUGGCAUGAAAUUGAGUAGAGCGCACCGAGUAAUAUGUGUAUUUGUAAAUUUCUAACUACCAAUUCAAGAGUAAAUAAAAGAAAUGUGCAUGAUAACAGAGUUCAAAUAUGUCGGAAAAAGAAAACAAAACCGCAUCAUCGGACCAUUACGUACAAUUAGAUGAAAUCAAGAGAACCUGUGAAAACUUAAUCAGUUCAACGCAGACUGACUUGGAACUUUUUACGCAUGAGCAGCUCCAUUUAAGGAAUCAAAUAGAGGAUAUAUUAGCUGAAAAUAAAACAAUAGACAAGAAACUGGAAGCUCUUAAAACCACAACUGUCCAGAUUACCGGAGAAUCCAGGGAUGAUGCCACGAGGGAAAAAUUUACAAACGAUGCAUUACUGAAUAUUAAAAAACAAAUAGAUUCUCUGGAAGCGGAAAACAAUGAAUUGAGAUCUCUAAAUAAGAGCUCACGGAAAAGAAUACAAAUUCUCGAAAGUGAAAUUCAAAAUUAUAGAAAUUAUUUAUGUGAAUCGAAAACCGUUGCUGAGACAAAGCAAAAGUAUGAGACUGCUAUGUUAGUGCUGGAAAAUACCAUUCAAACACAGAAGACGCAAAUUACAAAACAAACACAAGUCAUCGAAAAUCUAUUCCAGCAAAAGGAUCAGUUGAAUAAACAUAUUAAAAAACUCGAACAAGAAAAGGAAAGUUUAAACAAUGCGACUACAACAGCUACAAUCGAAAAACUUAAAGUAAAACUUAAUGAGUCAACACGUCAAACGAAAGAGCUUCAAUUAUCUCUAAAAAUGGCGAAAAGUGUAAUCGAAGAACGUUAUGAGCGUGAAAAAUGUGCCCUACAAAAGGUACAAGAAGCGUUAUCAAUAGCUGAAGCAGCGGUGGUGGACAAGGAAGAUGCACAGAAGCGGGAGCAAGUUGUUAAAGAGGAAUGCGAUAAUUUGGCAUCUACGAUCGGCCAAGUAAUGGACGAAGCAGCGAAAAAAGUAGACCAGGAUAUGGAUGAAUUGCGGAGGAAGUUUAGUGAAAAGGAGCGUAGCCUUUUGGAAUUUCAGUUGCAUAUGAAGGAAGAAAUAAAAAAGCAAAAGAAGUUCAACCAAAUACUGGAGACACGUUGUAACAGAUUUCAACAAAAGUACAAAGACAGUAUGAAGGAAGUUGAAAAUUUAACACAACAGUUGGAAAGCGCAGUUAAAGCGUUGGUUGAAAUGGAGAAUAAGAUAAGCAAACAAGAAAGUCUACAAAAAAUAUUAAUGAAGCGUGCUGAAGAAAAGGAAGAUGUAAUUCAAAAUUAUAUUAAAACGAACACGAGGUUGAAAGAGGAGUAAGCAUAUACAAUUAAUGAUAUACCUAGUUAUAUAGUUGCACAUACAAAAAUACGCUCUCGGACAUAACAAAAAAAUUUGAAAUGGAAAUUUAUUAUCUACAAAAUGAAAAUGCUAGACUCAGGACUAAAUAACAUUUAAAUUCAGAGGAUAAAUAAUAUUUAUUGCAAAUUAUGAAUAAAACGUAUAAAAAUUUAUAUUUAAUUAUAUGUAUUAUUUUAUAUGAAAUGACAAUAUUUUUAAGCAUUACAAAUUUUUAAGCGAACUAACAAGAACUGUAUAUAUUUUAUAUUUGUAUAUACAUAUGUACGAGUACGUACAUAUUCAUUAAUGUGUAAAAUAUACGCGAAUACCUAAAUUUAA